This is a messenger RNA of Oryza brachyantha (malo sina), 2787 nucleotides long. RefSeq names its product subtilisin-like protease SBT3.9. NCBI's taxonomy places the organism in Eukaryota, Viridiplantae, Streptophyta, Magnoliopsida, Poales, Poaceae. Bases 21 to 2402 code for a protein of 793 amino acids. Gene Ontology annotation, biological process: proteolysis. Gene Ontology annotation, molecular function: serine-type endopeptidase activity. The record is from RefSeq and is a predicted model, not a curated record. The transcript is spliced from 11 exons.
AGCAAGCUUUAGACCAAAAAAUGGAGUUCAGAUCAACUUUCUGUUCUGCUCUGCUACUGGUGUUCAUGAUACAACUCCUGCACCAUUCUGCUAAUGCGUCAAAAGAACUUUACAUUGUGUACAUGGGGGAGAAGAAACACGACGACCCAUCGGUGGUCACCGCGUCGCACUAUGACACACUCACUACUGUUCUUGGGAGUAACGACGAAGCUAUGAAGUCAAUAGUGUAUAGUUAUAGGCACGGGUUCUCAGGAUUCGCGGCAAUGCUCACAGAAUCUCAAGCGGAGGAACUUUCAAAAUCCCCUGGUGUUGUCUACGUAAAACCUAAUACUUACCACAAAUUGCACACGACUCGAAGUUGGGAUUUUCUUGGUCUCGACUACUCUGGUCAGUCAAGUAUUCCUAAGAAGGCGAAGUAUGGUGAAGAUGUUAUCAUCAGCGUCAUCGAUUCAGAAUCCUCUGGAGUUGUCUACGUAAAACCUAAUACUCACCGCAAAGUGCACACGACUCGAAGUUGGGAUGAUUUUCUUGCUCUCAACUACUAUGAACAGUCAAGUCUUCCUAAGAAGGCCAAGUAUGGUGAAGAUGUUAUCGUCGGCGUCAUCGAUUCAGGUAUAUGGCCUGAAUCACGAAGCUUCAACGACGAAGGCUACGGCCCUGUACCAGCACGGUGGAAGGGUGUUUGCCAAACCGGCACAGAAUUCAACGCUGCGAGCUGCAACAGAAAGAUAAUCGGUGCACGGUGGUACACGGGUGGUGUUUCCGAAGAAAAACUCGAGAAUGAGUACAUGUCGCCGAGGGACCUCAACGGCCACGGCACGCACACCGCCUCCACGAUUGCCGGUAACCAGGUGAGGAACGUGAGCCACCUGCAAGGCGGCCUCGGCGCCGGCACGGCGCACGGCGGAGCGCCGCGCGCACGGCUGGCAAUCUACAAGGCAUGCUGGGGUAGAUCGAAAGCAGAGUGCGGUGAUGCGGCGCUUCUUGCGGCUAUAGACCAUGCCAUAAAAGAUGGCGUCGACGUGAUUUCACUGUCAGUUGGAGGGCCUCGCGAAAUCCUUGGCACUCUCCACGCUGUGGCGAGGGGGAUCACCGUGGUAUUUGCCGGCGGGAACGAUGGCCCUGUGCCGCAGACGAUUGAAAAUGACGUCCCGUGGGUCAUCACGGUGGCCGCCGCCACCAUUGACCGAGCCUUCCCCACCGUCGUGUCCCUAGGGAACAACGAGACAUUGGUGGGGCAAUCCCUUUACUACAACACUACAAGCAGAAGCAAAAAGUUUCAAACGCUUGUUAAUGGAGAUAGCUGCAACGCAGAGUCACUGGCGUCGAUCAACGUCACCGAGAAGGUCGUGCUGUGCUCGCCGCCGUUGGAUAAGGAGGUUCCUCCGGUGUUGUUCGAGGACAUCUUUGACCGAGUCGCCCGCGCAGGCGCCAAGGGCCUCAUCUUCGCGCAAUAUACCACCAACCUCCUUGAUGUACUGGACAGAUGCCAUGGCGAAAUGCCCUGUGUGUUGGUGGACAACGAGAUCGCACGCAGAAUUGCAACCUUUGCGAGCAGCACAGGGGACCCGGAGGUGAAGGUGUCGAAGACGGUGACCAUGGUGGGAAGCGGGGUGCUUUCGCCGAGGGUCGCUGCGUUCUCAUCGAGAGGACCAAGCACCCAGUUUCCUGCCAUACUUAAGCCUGAUGUGGCUGCCCCGGGAGUCAGCAUCCUGGCAGCAGUGGGUGACUCGUACCAGUUCAUAUCUGGGACAUCCAUGGCAUGCCCUCAUGUCUCGGCAGUGGUGGCACUGUUAAAGUCGGUUCACCCAGACUGGUCGCCGGCCAUGAUUAAGUCCGCCAUUGUCACCACUGCAUCAGUGGUUGACCGAUUUGGCAUGCCAAUCCAAGCUGAGGCGGUGCCAAGGAAACUGGCUGAUCCCUUUGACUUCGGUGGUGGGCACAUUGAACCGGAGAGGGCGGUAGACCCUGGUCUAGUAUAUGACAUAGACCCAAGAGAGUACACAAAGUUCCAAAACUGUACCAUGGCAACAUUAGAUUACUGUAAGUCCUACAUGGGGCAGCUCUACCAGCUCAACCUACCAUCUAUCGUUGUGCCAGAUCUCAAGGACAAUGUUACAGUACAGCGCACUGUCACUAAUGUUGGAGGUUUUGAAGCAACUUACAAGGCAGUGGUUGAUGCACCGGCAGGGGUUAAUAUGAUUGUCGAACCUUUAGUGAUCAAAUUCAUCAAAGGCGGCAAUAGGACUGCAACUUUUAAGGUGACAUUUGUGGCAAGGCAGAAAGUUCAGGGUGGCUACACAUUUGGAAGCUUGACAUGGCUAGACAACAAUACACACUCUGUGAGGAUUCCAAUUGCACUUCGCACUAUAAUUCAAGACUUCGUUGCGGAUACGUCUUAAGUUGUUAAGGAUAAAAUAAAUAAACUCCUACAAUACAAACAUCUGGUGAGACCAAUAUUAAGUAGGUACUUCGUACUAUUUACAAAAGCAUGUUCUACAUGACUCUCGUAAAUAAUAAGGCCAAACCAAUUAUUGAAGCUAUCUUUUUCAUGGCUAUAUAUGCAAGUGUUGCUCGUUCCCUGUUUAAGGGUAGUCCUGAAAAUUAAUGAAUAAUAUUUUCUUAGAGUGGCAGAUAACUUGGUAACUGAAAACGAACUGGCCUGGUUAUCUAUAUUGUUAUUAUUCAUAUGAAAAGGUUGUAAACAAUAAUAGACAUUUAAUCUCUACUCGUCAAGUUAGCAAAAUGUACAAGGGAACGAAACGCAUAAAGAUAACAUACGGUAAA